Populus euphratica (Euphrates poplar) is the source of this 2138-nucleotide messenger RNA. RefSeq names its product putative glycerol-3-phosphate transporter 1. Gene Ontology annotation, cellular component: membrane. NCBI's taxonomy places the organism in Eukaryota, Viridiplantae, Streptophyta, Magnoliopsida, Malpighiales, Salicaceae. The record is from RefSeq and is a predicted model, not a curated record. The transcript has 3 exons. Gene Ontology annotation, molecular function: transmembrane transporter activity. The coding region runs from base 284 to 1846 and encodes 520 amino acids. Gene Ontology annotation, biological process: phosphate ion homeostasis; transmembrane transport.
GAGGACACCCGUCGUAGGCAGCAACAACAAGCGCGCGGCGUUUUUUCCCUUGAGAAAUAGAAACAAAGAAAAGAAAAUGGAAGCAGAGAGAGAGAGAGAGAGAGAGUUUGAUAUAUAGUUUCACUUUUUAGAGAGAGAUUGAUAGUUUUCUGGAGAGAGAAGGAGAGAGCAAACAAUCUCCUGUGAGCUCUGUUACCCUAAAACAGGCGUGCUGCUUUUGUUCUAAAAGAGGAAGUUGAAUCCAUAUUCCCCCUUCAUUCCUUGAAGAGGUAAGAACCUAUACAUGAGUCCGUCUCUGGAUCCAGUCGAAAGAAACCAAAAUAAGCCCCCUAUUGGUAUUCGAUUCUUAGAAUGGGUAAAGAAGAGAAGGCUUUCCUACGGAACCCACCAAGCCAUUGUCUUGAUCGUUACAUUUUUGGCAUACGCGAGCUACCAUGCUGCUCGAAAAACCACGAGCAUUGUCAAGAGCACCCUUGACCCAUCUGAGGUGGGGUUAAAGUUUGUCCCUUGGAGGAUUACUUACUCAAAUGAACCAGUUGAAAGAAAAAGAUUUUCGUGGAAACUUGGAGAAGGUUGGGCUCCAUUUGAUGCCUCAGACGGAACAGCCUUGCUUGGUGAACUAGACUUGGCUUUCCUUGCUAUAUAUGCCAUAGGAAUGUUCUUUUCAGGGCACCUAGGUGAUAGGAUGAAUUUAAGGAUCUUUUUGACUAUAGGAAUGGUUGGAACUGGUAUAUUUACGUCAUUAUUUGGCGUUGGAUUUUGGGCAAAUGUGCACAACUUUUACUACUACUUGAUAGUGCAAAUGCUUGCUGGCCUGUUCCAAUCAACUGGAUGGCCUUCGGUGGUUGCGGUGGUUGGUAAUUGGUUUGGGAAGAGGAAGAGAGGGCUAAUUAUGGGUAUAUGGAAUGCCCACACUUCUGUUGGGAAUAUUUCAGGCUCUUUGAUUGCCGCUGCGAUGUUGAGCUAUGGGUGGGGCUGGUCUUUUGUUGUGCCUGGUCUCGUUAUUGCUUUUGCUGGCCUGCUUGUGUUUUUGUUACUGCCUGUUAGUCCCGAAGCUGUUGGAGCUAAUAAAGAUGAAGAUGAAUUGGAUUCUCCAGAUAAAGCUGGGGAGGGAGUUACAGAGCCUCUUUUGGCGUCGGACCCUGAUGUUAAACAGGAAGCUGUGGGGUUCAUUGAAGCGUGGAAAAUACCUGGAGUUGCUCCAUUUGCUCUUUGCCUAUUUUUCUCCAAACUGGUGGCCUAUACUUUUCUCUACUGGCUUCCUUUCUACAUUAGCCAGACAGCCAUUGACGGAAAGUACUUAUCCGAUGGAACUUGUGGAAACUUGUCAACGUUUUUUGAUGUUGGAGGGGUGGUUGGGGGAAUUUUAGCUGGUCACAUUUCUGAUCGCCUCGAUGCCAGAGCAAUUACAGCAGCAAGCUUCAUGUACUGUGCCAUCCCUGCUCUCUUUUUCUACAGGAGCUAUGGACACCUUUCCUUGGGUUUAAACAUUGCUCUUAUGUUCAUUACUGGCAUGUUUGUGAACGGCCCUUAUGCUCUUAUAACAACGGCUGUCUCGGCUGACUUGGGAACUCACAGUUCCUUGAAGGGGAACUCAAGGGCAUUGGCCACUGUUACGGCAAUCAUAGAUGGAACAGGCUCGGUCGGAGCUGCAAUUGGACCUUUGUUAACAGGUUACAUUUCUUCUAAGAGCUGGAGUGCAGUUUUUACAAUGUUAAUGGCUGCAGCUUUAGUUGCAGGUUUGCUAUUGACGAGACUUAUUGUGGCUGAAGUGGCUGCAAAGAUUGCUGAAUCAAGGUCUCAAGGAUCUACAUCAAUAGCACCAGCUGCUGCACUUGAUGUGUGAUUUAUAGAGGGAGGAAAACUGGGGCUAUACUUAUAUUUGCUUGUGUGAUUAUCAGAGUGUUUUAUGAGCUCUGCUGAUUAAAAUGACGAGGAAAAAUCCUCUUGAUAUGUACGAGGAUGGGAGAGGAUGUUUUUAAACCUUCUCCAUGAUAUACGGCUGGGAAAAGUGGAAGUAGGAGAGGGGCUGUCCUACUGUUUGUGUAUAUAUGUACAUUCUUUUGCAUAUUAUGUAUCAAUUUAAGCAAUGCAGCAUUGCCCAGAAGGAAACUUUUUAAGAUUAUUGAAUACUUUCU